GGGGAGGGGAGUGGGGAGAACAGCGAGAGAUCAAAAAUAAACCUCUUAUGUCAAAGCCGGGGGGAGAAAGUAUAAAUACAGCGGGCUCGGCGGCCGGCGCGGAGGCUGCGGGGGAAGAGCCCGGGGGGUGCGGGGCCGUGCCGUGCCGGGAUGGGGCGGCGGGCGCUGCUGGCCGGCCGGGCCCCGCUCCACCUGCUGCUGCUGUGCCACGCCUGGGCGCUGCCGCCGCCGCCCCCGCGGGACACUCAGCCCGUGCUGCCCGCCCGCCUGCCCGCGCCCCCGGGGCAGCUGGCCCUGCGCCUGGCCGCCUUCGGCCGCGCCGUGGUCCUGCGCCUCCGCCCCGACACCACGUUCCUGGCCCCCCGCCUCCGCCUCCAGCGCCUGGGCGGCCGCCGCCCGCCAACGCCGCCAACGCCGCCGCGCCGCGGCUGCUUCUACGCGGGCGCCGUCGAGGGCAGCCCCGACGCGCCCGCCGUGCUCAGCAGCUGCGGCGGCGGAGGGCUGCGAGCCGCCUUCCUGCUGGACGGGGCGGCCUACGAGCUGCAGCCGCUGGGGCCGGCCGCGCCCGGGCCGCCCUGGGGCCGCCUGCACCGCCUGAGGCGCCGCGCGGCCCCGCCGGGAGCGCGCCCCGCCAGCCCCGGCCCCGAGCCCGGGCCGCGCCGCAGGGCCCCGCGCUUCGUGUCGCAGGCCCGCUAUGUGGAGACGCUGCUGGUGGCUGACGCGUCCAUGGUGCGCUUCUACGGCGAGGACGUGGAGAACCACAUCCUGACCCUGAUGUCCAUGGCAGCUCGCAUCUACAAGCAUCCCAGCCUGAGGAACUCCAUCAGCCUGGUGGUGGUGAAGGUGCUGGUGGUGGAGGAGGCAGCAGCAGGGCCCGAGGUGUCUGACAAUGGGGGGCUCACCCUGCGCAACUUCUGCAGCUGGCAGCAAAGGUUCAACCCCCCGAGCGACCGGCACCCCGAGCACUACGACACCGCCAUCCUCCUCACCAGACAGGAUUUCUGUGGCCACCAAAGCUGUGACACGCUGGGCGUGGCGGACAUCGGCACCAUGUGCGACCGCAACAAGAGCUGCUCCGUGAUCGAGGACGAGGGCCUGCAGGCAGCCUACACCCUGGCUCAUGAACUGGGCCACGUGCUCAGCAUGCCCCACGACGACUCCAAGAACUGCGAGCGGCUCUUCGGGCCCCUGGGCGAGCACCACGUGAUGGCCCCGCUCUUCGUCCACCUCAACAAGAGCCAGCCCUGGUCCCCCUGCAGUGCCAUGUACCUCACUGAGUUCCUGGAUGGAGGCCAUGGUGACUGCCUGCUGGAUGCCCCGGCCGAGCCCGUGUCCCUGCCUGCCGAGCUGCCCGGCCAGAGAGCCCUGUACAGCCUGGACCAGCAAUGCCAGCAGAUCUUCGGCAAGGACUUCCAGCACUGCCCCAACACCACGGAGGAGGACAUUUGUGCCCAGCUGUGGUGCAGGACGGGCAGUGGGGAGCCCCUCUGCCACACCAAGAACGGCAGCUUGCCGUGGGCUGAUGGAACGCCCUGCAAAGCCGAGGGGCUGUGCUGGGACGGGCGCUGUGUGCAGCAGGAUGCCCUGAAACCCCAGGCGGCGCUGGACGGCGGCUGGGGCCCCUGGAGCGCGUGGGGCGCGUGCUCGCGGAGCUGCGGCGGAGGGAUCCAGUUCUCGCACCGCCACUGCGACAGCCCCCGGCCCCGCCACGGCGGCAGCUACUGCCAGGGCCAGAGAGCCAAGUACCAGUCCUGCCACACCCAGGAGUGCCCGCCCGAUGGGAAAAGCUUUCGGGAGCAGCAGUGUGAGAAGUACAACAGCUACAACUUCACUGACCUGGAAGGGAAUCACUUGGAGUGGGUUCCCAAGUACGCCGGAGUGUCCCCCCGAGACAGAUGCAAACUCUUCUGCCGAGCCCGAGGGAGGAGCGAAUUCAAAGUCUUUGAGGCCAAAGUGAUCGAUGGCACGCUGUGUGGCCCAGAGACCCUCUCCAUCUGUGUGCACGGGCAGUGCAUCAAGGCUGGCUGUGACCAUGUCAUUGGCUCCUCCAAGAAGCUGGACAAGUGUGGGGUGUGUGGUGGCAAUGGUUCCACGUGCAGGAAAAUAUCCGGCUCGCUCAACAGAUCCAGGUACGGCUACAAUGACAUUGUCACCAUCCCCGCCGGAGCCACCAACAUCGACAUCAAACAGCGCAGCCACCGGGGGCUCCGGCACGACGGGAAUUACCUGGCCCUGAAGACCCUUGAGGGCAAGUACCUGCUCAAUGGAGACUUUGCCAUCUCAGCCAUGGAGCAGGACAUCCUCAUUAAGGGCACCAUCCUCAAGUACAGCGGCUCCAUGACCACUCUGGAGAGGCUGCAGAGCUUCCGACAGCUCCCCGAGCCCCUGACCGUGCAGCUGCUGACCAUUGCCAGCGAGGUCUUCCCACCCAAAGUCAAGUACACCUUCUUCAUCCCCAAGGACGUCCCUUUCAGCAAGCAGAAGGGCAAAGAGAAGAAGUCGGUCAAUGUCAUCCGGCCGAUGCUGACCUCCCAGUGGGUGCUGGGGGACUGGUCCGAGUGCUCCAAGACGUGUGGCUCCGGCUGGCAGCGGCGCACGGUGGACUGCCGGGACGUGGAGGGUCAGACCUCCUCUGCCUGCAACAGAUCCCUCAAGCCUGAGGACAUCAAGCCCUGUGGAGACGUGCCCUGCCCUCUGUGGCGCCUGGGUCCCUGGUCCCCCUGCUCGCAGACGUGCGGCGAGGGCGUGCGGACGCGCAGCGCCUCCUGCAUUGACUACGCGGGGAAAAUCACCGCCCCCGAGAAAUGCAGCUCGCCGGGACCGCCCCCGGCCACCACCGCCUGCCUGCUGCGGCAGUGCUGAGCCACGGCGGGCUGCAGGAGCCCGGGGUGCCGCUCAGCACUGGGACAGCACAGCCAGGGUGCCAUGGACUGGGGCAGGACAGCCAGGGUGCCAUGGACUGGGGCAGGACAGCCAGGGUGCCAUGGACUGGGGCAGGACAGCCAGGGUGCCACACAGCACUGGGGCAGGACAGCCAGGGUGCCAUGGACUGGGGCAGGACAGCCAAGGUGCCUCCACACCGGGCAGGACAGCCAGGGUGCCACACAGCACUGGGGCAGGACAGCCAGGGUGCCAUGGGCUCCUCCACAUGGGCAGAACAGCCAGGGUGCCACAGGCUAACACAGCACUGAGACAGGACAGCAAUGGUGCCACAGCCUCCACCAAGCCAGGGUAGGACAGGGUGCCACAGGUGCCACCACACUGAGGCAGGAGAGCCAGGGUACCCUGGGCUCACUCUCCAGUGCUUCAUCCCCAUCACAUCGAUGUCUACCUCAGAGAGGAGAAUAAUGGCAGCAAAACAGGGAGGAAUCACUUCUUUUCCUUUCUUUCUUCCUUUUCUUUCUGGCUGGCUGCUCGCAGGCAAGUUGUAACUUAAAGGGAAAAAUGAGCAGAUCUCUGUAGGGUGUUUCCAAAGAGCUGGAUGUGGUUGCAGGUUGCUUUUGUAAAGUUUGCUGGGGUUUGGCACUGGGGAAAAUGGGGAGCCUGGUUUUGCUGUCACCCCAUCCCAGCUGCAGGCCAGGGAGGUCCAGGGUGGAUGUCUUUGCUGAUAAAACUGGGAUCUCUUCACAAAAAGCAUGGAAUGGGUCGCCAUCCCCUCCCUGCAGCAGUGUGGGUGUCCUUGAGCAUGAGGAGUGUUUUAUCAGCUGUAGGUUUCACUUGGGAGAUAAAUUGCUUGUAUGAAUGGGAGAAGGAGUAACUGAAGAGCCAGAUCCUGGCAUGAAUCAGGCAGGAGGACAGGUGAGAGGUGGUUUCUGCUGGAUUUAUAAUCUACAACGUGACAAACCUCUGUCUCCAAACACCCCCAGCAUCUGUGGUUAUUCCUAAAUCUGUUACCCCACACCUCUGUUUCCCCAGCUAUAAGACCAAGGCUUAAUUACACCUGAUCUGUCUUACAGGGCCACUCUGAGGAUUAAUUAAUUCCUAAUUCUGCAGUGCUGACUGUGAAAUGCCUGUUGUGAUGCCCUCUGGAGCAGGCACUCUGGUGUGCCAGCGUUUCCUUUCCCAUCCUUGUCCUUCAGUCCCCUGUGGGCCCAUUUUUUCAGCUCUGCUGUAAUUUUGGAGCUAAUUCACCAGCCUGGUGUGCAGCAGGGAUGAGCCCAGGAUCUGCAGAUGGUGCCAGAGGUGACCAGUGCUGCUCCCCACCUCUGCUUUCCUGGGACAUUUGAGAGUGCUCAGAUCUGGUGCCAGCUCCAGCCUUGCUUGAGCAGUUCUCGGUGCAGGACCGAGCCUGGCAAGGCUGGAGCUGCUCUUUCCCAGUGGGGAGCAGCCCCAGCCCAGCUGCUGCCUGGCCCCAGCACAGAUGGCUGUUCAGACCCUGAACUUUGCCCUUUCCAAAGCAAUCCCUGGCCAUGUGCUGGCAGCAGCCUGUGCCUGGGGAGCAGGGAUGGAAUUUGGAAAGAUUUUGCUGUUGCUGGAUGAGCAAUUCAGUAUCUCCAGGCUCCUCUCAUACCCUGCCUUGGCUUCCUUUUUGGCAGCAAAAUGUUGAAUUUCCAGUGGGAUCUGCCUUUUUCUCGUAGGAAGGCGAGGAGGGCUGGAAUUUUUGAUGUUUCAGAUUCCCCAUUCACAUUUAUGGAGCAAAUCCUUUUCCUUGUCCCUUUUGCCUGAGCAAGCCAAGCUCGUGUGAGACCCUUCCCUGGCUGUCCAGACAGGUUUGGAAUGGGAUGGUGGGAUGAGCUGCUCCUCUGAAGACAGAAACCUCACUAUUCACCUGAAAACAUGAAAUAUUCCUGUUUUAUCUCCCAUACAUGAUUUCUAUCAAAACCACGGGAGCUACAGCCCAGGAUUGAGUGUAUUGAGUGCUUGGUUCCUUUGUUUUUAUUAGGAAAGGAAAAAAAAAACCUGAAGGCCAGCUGCAGAGUUUGGAUGCAGAGCUGUUUGUGCUGUGGUACAGACCUACCUUUGGGCAAUGUUCUACAUCUGCUAAUUAAUCUCCAGGAAUUUAAGUUCUAACAAAUAGCUGGAUGCUAAAGUCAUGCAGCCUUGCAGGGUUAUUUUCUUUUUUCCCCUCUGAGUCUGCAAGGGUUUUAAACUCAAAGCCAGCAUGUGUUUCCUCUCCAGUGUCAGCACCAGCAUUUAGGAUGGGUCAGGAACAUCAGUCUGAGGCAGUGCCAAGGAAAAUGUCUGUAUUUAUCACCCAGGAUAAUGUGUGCAUGCCAAGGGGUUUUUCCAGGUUUUUAUAAUCACUGUGUGGCUGCUUUGCUGGAUGUAAAAACUCCUUUUUUUAGGGCAAAUCCUGCUGCUUUUCCAGCAAGAGGGAAGGUGGGGAUCCCCCAGGAGGGGGGACCAGAGGCAGUGAUGCUCUGUUGAGGUGUGGGUGAUGCUAAGUGGAAUUCCUGCCCCAGGUUUCUGUAAAAACAAGUAGCCUUUACUCUGAUUUAAGUCAAAGAGGUUUUAUAUAUUAGGCUAUAUAUAUAUAUAUAUUUAUAUAUAUAUGUUUCCCUUCAGUGAAGGAUUGUAGCAAUGUACUGAGCCUCUUGUGUUAGGUAUUUAUUACAAAUUUCUGUUUGGUUUUGUACAGUAGCUGGAAAGGAGAAAAAAAAAAAAGGAAAGAAAAAAGAGAUUUAAAAGACUGUGUUUUAACAUGCUGCUCCCACAUCCCCUCUCUGGAAGCUGCAGGGAGCUCAGAGAAGGGAUGUCUUUGCUCAUUGUUUAUCCACUCUGGUAUCUGACUGGUGUUUCCCUCCUCCCUGCUGUACCCACCAAGCUGUGUAAGCAUAACAAACCCAACCAAAAUUAAGCUUUGGAAUUCAUCUUAAGGAGAGGGGGAAAAUACAAUUUUCUGAUUUUUAGCCUAUUGUUUGUAUUUGUUUUUAAUUUUGAAAACAGUCUGUUUGUGGCUCUGCCUUUACCCCUCAAUAAAGGACUUCCUGC
Zonotrichia leucophrys gambelii is the source of this 5931-nucleotide messenger RNA. It is a transcript of the gene ADAMTS8, whose product is annotated as ADAM metallopeptidase with thrombospondin type 1 motif 8. The transcript is spliced from 10 exons. Lineage: Eukaryota; Metazoa; Chordata; Aves; Passeriformes; Passerellidae. Gene Ontology annotation, biological process: proteolysis; extracellular matrix organization. Bases 151 to 2862 code for a protein of 903 amino acids. Gene Ontology annotation, molecular function: metalloendopeptidase activity; zinc ion binding. The record is from RefSeq and is a predicted model, not a curated record.